AUGACUGAGAAAGACUCAUCUGCCAUUAAGCAACAUACAAAGACUCAACUUCCCUUUUGUGUUGGCCUUGAGUCUGGUAAAAUUGAUGUUCUUGUUAACGCUGCUGCUGGCAAUUUCCUCGCUGCUGCUGAGGAUUUGUCUCCUAAUGGCUUCAGAACAGCUAAAGGAAACGUUUGUAUUGUGUGUGUGUGCAGUCUUGGGCCUGGGAGAGACUCAUCAACUGGUGGUGGUUUGAUUAUUAACAUAAGUGCUACUUUGCACUACACGGCUUCUUGGUACCAAAUUCAUGUUUCUGCUGCCAAGGCUGCAGUUGAUGCUACGACAAGAAACUUGGCAUUGGAGUGGGGAACUGACUACGAUAUUAGAGUAAACGGGAUUGCACCAGGUCCCAUUAGAGGUACACCGGGAAUGAGUAAACUUGUACCUGAGGAGAUUGAAAACAAAACCCGAGAGUACAUGUCUCUUUAUAAACUCGGAGAGAAAUGGGAUAUCGCAAUGGCUGCACUCUACCUCAGCUGUGAUUCUGGUAUGAAAUUUGUGAACGGAUUGACAAUGGUGGUAGAUGGAGGACUGUGGCUUAGCAAACCUCGCCAUUUGCCCGAAGAAGCUGUGAAGCAACUCUCUCGUGCAGUGCAGAAGAGGUCCAGGGCCAAGCCUGUUGGUCUGCCAACCAGCAAGCUUUAG
Messenger RNA from Camelina sativa (false flax), 684 nucleotides. NCBI's taxonomy places the organism in Eukaryota, Viridiplantae, Streptophyta, Magnoliopsida, Brassicales, Brassicaceae. The record is from RefSeq and is a predicted model, not a curated record.